AUGGCAUCUAUUAAACAAUACAUCGUUCUGUUGAUCGCCAUUACAUCAUUUGUGUACACCUUGUAUGUUGUUACGCAUUUGGUGCAGUUUUUGUCAGCGCCCCGAAAAACUUCCAAAAUCUAUACCUGGGUCUUUAAUUUGUUGGACAAUAAAUCACGUUUGGAAACCGCCUAUGGACCCAUGGUUUUCAACACUCUCUAUCUGAUACUAUUCAUAUUUCAGCACAGUUUUAUGAAAUCCUCUUGGAUAAAAAAUGUAUUUCAAUCGAUUGGUUUGGCAUCGGCUGAGCGGUCUAUUUAUAGUUUGACAUCAUCGCUUUGUUUACAUUAUUUAAUAAAAAAUUGGAUAACUGCGUCAUCAAUUAUUCUAUGGCAAGUAGAUGUUGACACUCAUAAAUGGAUUUGGUGGUCAUUCGUUUUGUUACAUGCAUUUGCAUGGAUGAUUAUCUGUGGUGGAAGUAUGAUCAUGGAUUUGCCAGAAAUUAUAGGAAUUAAACAGGCCUACUAUGAUAUGAAGUCUUAUGCUCAGCCUUUGGCAUACAAAUCAUUCGAACUGAGACAUCUGUUUGCCCAUGUUCGUCAUCCGUCCUUUGUUGGGUUGACAGUGAUUUUAUGGGCCACAAAUCUAAUGACAUUAGAUCGUUUGCUGUUGGCCGUUAUGUUGACUUCUUAUAUGUACUUUGCUUGGUCGACAGAUCACAGCGAUUUGAUUUACCAAAAAUGUCAAUUGCAACGUAAAAAAGAAGAAUUAAAAUCUCAAUAA
Musca vetustissima is the source of this 762-nucleotide messenger RNA. RefSeq names its product nurim homolog. Gene Ontology annotation, cellular component: nuclear membrane. The record is from RefSeq and is a predicted model, not a curated record. NCBI's taxonomy places the organism in Eukaryota, Metazoa, Arthropoda, Insecta, Diptera, Muscidae. The transcript has 3 exons. The coding region runs from base 1 to 762 and encodes 253 amino acids.